CAAAGUGGUUGAGAAGUUAUGAAUAUUAAAGUUUAUGUUACUAGUGCUACAUUUCAGUAAGUCAUGCACAAAGAUUUGUACAAAAGUCAAUUAAGUCAAAUGUUAAGUCAAUAAUAAAUGUAUUUUGGACCAGAUGCUCCGCAAUUCUCUUGUCUUACUGGAAAGUGUUACCAGUUGAACAUACAGGAAGGAUGUCCGGUUAUUUAUACCUUUAUACAUGCAAGUGUUUUGUGGUUGCAUGUGUAUUGACAGUGCUUGCAUCAGCAACAAGAUGUAACCUGUGGCACCACAUCUGCAUAAACUCAACAUCAGCUGUUUCAGUCCACACGCUGUCAGCACAGUGUUUUUUUUUUUUUAGAGAUAUAUUUUCCAUCAAGGUUGUGGUUUUGUGGUUUGGCCAGAUAGCAUGUUGUGAAGUAGCUCAUAUAAACCACAGCAACAACCCGUGGUAUUUGUUAGACCUGUAGAUAUUUAUUUAUUUAUUUUUAACUGCUAUGAGGCCGAGGACUUCCUCAAAUGUUUCACAAGCGCACAUUCAGGCUCAGACUCACAUUCAGACACGCUGCACCACUCACCAUCAAACAUUAGCUGGACAGGACGCAUAAUGGAGGCAAGUGAAGUGAUCUUCACGGUGGUGGAAGUGCUCAUUGCUGUCAGCUGCUGUCUGGGUAAUAUGCUGGUUAUUUUGGCCCUGUGGACCAGUAAGAGCUUUUAACAGCCCACCUUCUGCCUUAUUUUCUCCCUGGCUGUGGCUGACUUUAUGGUUGGCUGCAUAGCCAUACCAAUAGCUGUGAUGGUGGACGGACGAAUGAACACUUCAUUCCAUGGCUGUCUCUUCAUCAGCUGUGUGCUCAUCCUGUUGACUCUAGUCUCAGUUUUGUCUCUUGCGGCUAUUGCAAUCGACCGUUUCCUCCGGGUGUAUGCCCCUCUCAGGUACAAAAGCACUGUCACACAGAGACAUUCAUGGUUUGUUGUAGCAGCAUGUUGGCUUGUUGCAAUACCACUGAGUUUUGCACCCAUGUUUGGAUGGUACAACCAAGAAACCUUGUCUGAGUCAGUCAACUCUACCAUUGUCUGCCAGUUUAUAGCUGUGAUCCCCAUGUCAUAUCUGGUUUACUUCAGUUUUUUCCUCUGUCACCUGAUAUCUCUGUUGAUUAUGGCUGUAUUUUACGGCUACAUCUUCUGGACCAUGCGAGGAAACCUUCGAGAGAAACCAGGCAACGGUGUCCAAACACAGUCUUACAACUACCUAAGGAAAGAGAAGCAGCUGGCAGGAUCUCUGUCUCUGGUCUUGGUCCUGUUUACCCUGUCCUGGCUCCCACUCCACAUUAUGAACUGCAUUGCGUACUAUAGUGGUCCGAACGUUGUACCAGAAGCAGCUUUGUAUGUUGGCAUCCUGCUUUCUCAUGCUAACUCAGCUGUAAACCCAGUUGUGUAUGCGUUCAAAAUACAGAAGAUCAAGACAGCAUACCUGAAGAUCUGGCGACGGUGUAUUGAAUGUGGAGAAGAAAAUCGAGGCUCUCAGACGAGCCAGACAACAGACAUCAAUCUCAGUAUUAACAUUAACAGUGUGGCCAAAAAUGAGUGAAUGCAGAUUUCCUUGAUUUGGUGCUUCUUUGUUCUUAACAACCAUUAACUCAUGACUUAACAGGCACACUGCUGAAAACAAAGAUUGAUACAACUUUUUCCUUUUACUCAUCAUUUUAUUUAGCUGCCUCAUGUUUUUCAUGUCAGA
Thunnus maccoyii (southern bluefin tuna) is the source of this 1735-nucleotide messenger RNA. RefSeq names its product adenosine receptor A3-like. The record is from RefSeq and is a predicted model, not a curated record. Gene Ontology annotation, molecular function: G protein-coupled adenosine receptor activity. The transcript is spliced from 2 exons. Gene Ontology annotation, cellular component: membrane; dendrite; synapse. Bases 761 to 1588 code for a protein of 275 amino acids. NCBI's taxonomy places the organism in Eukaryota, Metazoa, Chordata, Actinopteri, Scombriformes, Scombridae. Gene Ontology annotation, biological process: G protein-coupled adenosine receptor signaling pathway.